AUGUUUCAGGAUCUUCCAGUUGAGUUGAUUCAGCUCGUGCUUCGGGAGUGUGAUACAACAUCGUUCAUACAAGCAGCCAAAUGCAGUCGCUUUAUGAGAAAAAUCGCAACCAGCAGCCAUGAUUUGAUUUUGCAUCAGCUUAAUAAAACAGCUGGUGACAAAAGCUAUCUUCAUCCAUCUUUCCUUACUUCUGAUCUGGUUUCUAUAUUUAUGGACCGUGCCAGAGAAGACCUGUGUGGAGCGGAGUUUAACUCUAGCUACGAAUACAUCAGAUUCGAUGCCACGAAUCUAUCCAUUGACAGCCGUUCAUCAGAGGCUCUAGUGGUCAAUAGCCGCGCGUCGAAUCUUGUGAUAAACCCCUUCCGCACAGUUUCCGAGGAAAUUUUGUUGACUUUCAAGGACCACCCAACGGUAUACCUCUUCAGAUUGGCAAAUGGACUGCGUCAAUUUUCUUGUCGGUUGCCAACCCCUGGCAGACAAUUUGGCACUGUCGAAAUUCUUCACACGUCAUUUCAACACGAAGGGAUUUAUGUAUUGUACCAGUUGCGGCCCUUCAUAGAUCAGCAGCUUGAUCUCGAUCAUACCUUCGUCAAGCAUGCAAUGAAGUUUAACCCAAAUGGAGGCAUCUUUUUGGCAUAUCAUAGAUUUGAACUUCAGGGGACUCAUGAUGGCGAAAGGAGGUUGCAAGCGACUCAUAUUUAUGGAUUUCCACAACAACUUGAACAUGAACCUCUAGCAUUUACUGCUUUCAAAGAUCAGAAGUUUGCCAUCUCCUGGCAACAUUCAAGCCAUCCUCAAGAUCAUCAAGUCAUUCUUUACUCUAUGUCUUUCGAGAAUGUAAAUGAUGAGGAUGAUGAGGAGGAUGACGAUGAUGAUGAUGAUGAUGAUGAUGAUGAUGAUGAUGAUGAUGAUGAUGAUGAAGAGGAAGACAAGGAUGAUGAGGAUGAUAUGGAUAGCCACGAAAGUACCCCUUGGUAUUUGGACGACGAGGAAGAACAUCAGAUGUGGAUUGAUGCUACCGAGAACUAUGAUGAGACUGCUCGCCUCAUCGUAUCAAAAUACGACUCUUUUAUUCUGCAGGACUGCUUUGUUCCUCGCGCUGACGACAUGGACGUCGAUGACCAGGACAAUUCUGACGAGUACAUCUCUCACCAACCAGGACCUCCAGUCAAACUGAAAUUCAAUGACCGUGGACGCCAGCUAUUGUAUUCCCACAGAGGCCGUUCUCUCUACAGCUCCUACCAGAUACUUCCCAGAGAGCUCCUACGUAAUCCUCGAGCAACACCAGCCAUCAAACCGAACAAAUGCAUUGUUCAGUUCUCUGAAGAACACCUACUGGAAUUUUCGAUUGGAAUUCCCUUCUAUUAUACGCAUAAUACUGGCAGAACUCCCGGAUCUCGAUGCCACUGGGAAUAUCUUGCCGUUGGAAUUGCGAAGCAUAGGGUCGAGGAUUGGACCGUGGCAUGCAUCUUGAAGUCCGAGGCCUCUCCUCGAGCCACGCAUUGUACCCAUUUGGAUAAUAUUGAAAGGGGUAGACGAUUGAACAAUUGGACGGUCCAAUUCCAGCUGGGAGGGUUUCGUGAGUCAAUUACUUCCUCUGGGUCCAUAAUUGCCUGCUCGGAGGCGGGAACCCGAAUUGCGAUUGCCAGUUGGAAGACCGUGACCAUCUGGGCUCUGGACCAGAAUUAUCUCGGAAAUUCUUCAAGUUUGAAAGAGCCUUCUUCAUCAUAUCAGGAUUCAUGGGAAACAGCUGAUGGUCAUGUCGAGCUACGCCCCGUCGUUAUUCACCUUGAUGCCGUAUGCUCCCAACUGUUUUUUAUGGACGACGAGUACAGUCUCAGAAAUGAGAAUGAGUUAAUUGCUAUAACUGAUCGGGGUGUCAUGCUCUUGCAUUUGAACGCGGAUACCGACAUCAAAGAUCCUAUACAGAUUGAUGACUCUGCUCAAGGCCGUCAGCUGUAA
Penicillium taxi is the source of this 1962-nucleotide messenger RNA. RefSeq names its product F-box domain protein. The transcript has a single exon. Gene Ontology annotation, molecular function: protein binding. Lineage: Eukaryota; Fungi; Ascomycota; Eurotiomycetes; Eurotiales; Aspergillaceae. The record is from RefSeq and is a predicted model, not a curated record. The coding region runs from base 1 to 1962 and encodes 653 amino acids.